Glycine soja is the source of this 1025-nucleotide messenger RNA. RefSeq lists its product as uncharacterized. The coding region runs from base 290 to 757 and encodes 155 amino acids. The transcript has 2 exons. Lineage: Eukaryota; Viridiplantae; Streptophyta; Magnoliopsida; Fabales; Fabaceae. The record is from RefSeq and is a predicted model, not a curated record.
AAAUCCAAAUUCCAAAGUUUCUCCUUUUUUCACCCCCCACAUGCUUGCUAUAGUUGCUUGAAGUCCCAAAUUAACAGUGCUGUUGAGAAGUAUAAAGCCAAACCUGAACUUGUAGUAAGCGUGCUCUUUCGUGGUUGUGCCACCUCUAUAAUUCUCUUCCACUGUCUUGUGUUCUCCUGCAAGCCUGCAACCACAAAAACCAAAUAGUUUUUUUGGUCAAACUCAAAGCUUUUAACUUAACAGAAGCAAGAAUGGUAAAACGGAGUUAAGCAAGACAAAGGAAGAAAGAAUGGUGAGAGAGCAUAACAUUAACAGUGGAUGGCCACCAAUAGGGGCCCCACUACUGAACGUGCAGAGAGAUGAGUAUGAUCAGCAUUGGAGCAGCUUCGAUAGCUCUGUGAAUGCUGUUUCUUUUGGCUUUGUUGCCACUGCCAUUCUUGUUUCCAUGUUCUUAGUCAUGGCUAUCUUUGAGAGGUUUCUCAAACCUACCUCGCCGCCCAUUUUGCCGUCCGGCGGCAGGAACCGUCGCCGGAGCUCUCAGAUGGACUUCAAUGGGAAGCUUGGACACCCUUCACCGAAAAUGAGUUUGUAUGCCAGCUGGGUUUCAGUUUUAAUGCCUGGAGAUGCGACUCCUUCUUUCAUUGCUCACCCUGUGCCUGCACCAUGUUGCCCUGAACGAAUUUCAUGGCCUUCACAUCAACAUAGCACAUUACCAUAUUCCACUUACAACACCAUGCCUAGUAUCAACCACGUAUAAGAAGAGAAUUCAAUAUAACAUGGUUCUGCAAUCUGCAUGUUGCAUCAAGGAGUCAAAUGAAUUUUAUGUGAAGAGUAGAAUCUUAUGUAGGAGCUGCUCUCUUUAUUAGUUUAUAGUAUACCAUGUACAUAGGAUUUAGUUUAGUGCAAAUUGGGUUUGAUAAUGAGAUCCAUCUCUGUCCAAAUGUUUCUUCCGUGUAAUUGAAGCUUUGGGAUUUCCCAUAGUGUAAAUCAGUGGUUCUGAAUUGCAUGGAAUGUUGUGCACCAAA